UUCUGAAAUUGGAAAUGGCUGGAUCUAUAUCUCCGAUGAAUGGCGGUAGCGGCACACAUAGUUACGCUAGAAACUCCACUUGGCAGAGAAGUGGGGCAGCUGCUGUAGAGGAUGCAUUGAAAGAGGCAGUGAUGGAGAACCUUGAUCUACAAAAGGUGUUGUGUGAUUCCAAAUCCAACACAUUCGUCGUCGCCGACCUCGGGUGUUCGGUGGGGCCCAACUCAUUCCACGCCAUGGAAACCAUCAUCAAAGCCGUGCAACGCAAGUGUGACAAAAUUAGCCUCGAAUUCCAAGUUGCGUUCAACGAUCGAAUAGGCAAUGAUUUCAACACUCUAUUCGCCUCUCUUCCUGAGCAUGGGAGGAGGAACUACUUCGCGAUGGCCGUGGCUGGCUCCUUUUACGGCAACCUAUUCCCUUCCUCUUCCGUCCACAUCGCCUACUCCUCAGCCUCACUCAACUGGCUCUCCAAGGUGCCCGUGGGGUUGACCGCGGAAGGCUCUCCUGCAUGGAAUGCCGCGAAGAUCCACUACAGUGGCGCCCCUGAUGCGGUGGCCAGAGCUUACGAAGAGCAGUUCGAGGAAGACAUGGACAUAUAUUUUAGAUGUAGAGCUCGGGAGAUUGCGGCCGGAGGGCUGAUACUGAUCACCAUGGCCGCUGUUCCUAAUAGAGACGUGCAACAUCGUAUGGCUCACACGCUUACUUUUAUUGAGCCCGUCCUCAUCGACAUGGUCAAAGAGGGAGUAUUAGCGCAAGAGCGAGUGGAUUUGUUCAACAUUCCUAUCAUAUUUCCUUGCAUAGAGGAAAUAAGGAGAUUGGUUGAGAAAAAUAAAUGCUUUGAGAUUGUGAAAAUGGAGAGGUUGGAAGUGGAGGGGGAUGCUAAGAAUGCAGUAAUGCACAUUAGAGCGGCACUGGAAGGGUCUUUGAACAAUCACUUUGGAAAUGAGAUUGUGGAACAAGUUUUUGAGAGAGCCAUCCAACACCAACACAAGCUCCAUUCCGCUCUAAUGAACACAACCUCCACCGGUAUCUUUGCUGUGCUCAGGCGCAAUUAAUGAAAUUAUGCUCGCUUCAAUCUAUCACUUCCUAAGUAUUUUGUUGCAAAUAAAACUUUUUUUUUCUUUAAAAAGGUAUGCAAGAGCUCAAAAAAUGUACUGAUUACAUCGAUAUUUAAAUAUAUAUAAAUGGGUUCCUUAUUUA
Molecule: messenger RNA, 1197 nt
Organism: Salvia hispanica
Lineage: Eukaryota; Viridiplantae; Streptophyta; Magnoliopsida; Lamiales; Lamiaceae
Product: loganic acid O-methyltransferase-like
Molecular function (GO): methyltransferase activity
Source: RefSeq, a predicted model, not a curated record